UUCGUGACGACAGCAGUCAGCAGGAGCUCGCGCUGUGUUUGACAGAUGUUCCGAAGUGACAAACCUUCUCGUUGAACACUGGAGGUCUGAUUGGAGACAGCGGUGUGUGUCUGGAUCUUUACCCGGCAUAGAGGAGCGAGACCACCGCGAAAACAUGUCGGCUGACAGGGCGACGAGUCCGUGCAACAAAUUCCAAGCGAAUAUUUUUAAUAAAAGUAAAUGUCAGAACUGCUUCAAACCCCGAGAGCUUCAUCUGCUGAACGACCACGACAAGGAGCAGGUGAAGCCAGUUUAUGGAGGCUGGCUGUGUUUGGCUCCAGAGGGGACAGACUUUGAAAACCCCGUACAGAGGUCCAGGAAAUGGCAGCGACGCUUCUUCAUCCUGUAUGAAGAUGGCAGUUUGAGCUUCGCACUGGAUGAACUGCCGAGCACCCUUCCUCAGGGGACCAUGAACCUUAAUCUGUGCUCAGAAGUCAGUGAUGCAGAAACCAAGACGGGUCAGAGAAAUGCUCUGUGCAUCACUACACCGCAACAGGAGGUCUUUAUCAGAGGAGACACAAAAGAGAUCAUUAACGGGUGGAGUGAUCAGCUGGCUGUCUUUCUGCGCACCAACAAACAGAACCAGAAGAAGAAACGUAAAGUGGAGCCUGUAACCUCCCAGGAGCCGAGUCCAGCAAAGAUGGCUGCCAAAGAUCAAAGUUUCCUGAUCUUAGGGAGUCCUGCAGAGUCCAGCUCAGGUGAACGGUCUCCCAGCCCGGGUCCUGCAUGCAGGGAAUCUGGACUUUUGCGUGAUCAUGUGCGCUCUUUGGACCUGCUGAGCAGCAGAAACACGGGCGCAGUCAAGGACGACAUGUCGAACAACAUCAAAACGAACAACAAGAGCCAGGACAAAAGUCAUGGCGACUUCUCAGAAAGGCUGCUGGGAUAUGACGAGCUGGAAGAAGGGUCAGCUGUUCCUAGGAAGAGCAGGAAAGAAAGUCGCACCAACAAACGAGAGAAGCUUCAGUCGUGUGGAGACAUCAACCAGCUCUGUGCCCCCCCACCUCAGAGGAGGACCAGGUCUCUGGAUCGCAGGACGACAGACACCAUCAUGACGCCAGAUUUAUUAAACUUUAAAAAAGGCUGGAUGGCCAAACUGGAUGAAAAUGAGCAGCCAAAGAAAUAUUGGUUUGUUCUUUCGAUGAACAGUCUGAGAUUCUACAGGGACUCUUUAGCUGAGGAGUCCUCAGAUCUUGAAGGAGAAAUCAAGCUUACAAAGUGUUUUAAGGUGUCUGAAUUUCAUGUUCAGAGAAACUACGGCUUCCAGAUCCAUACUCCUGAUGGCGUCUUCACUCUGUCGACCAUGACAGCAGGGAUGCGCAGGAGCUGGAUCCAGGCUCUGAUGAGGAACGUUCAUCCCGCUAACACACCUGAUGUCACCAGUUUACCUGGACUCCAGGUCUCAUCUGAGCACCUCCUUAGACCGGACCUGACUCAUGACUCCUCAUCAGCAGAGAAAGAUGAGAUCAAACACGUCUGUGUGACGCAGAGACGAAGAGAAGGACGAUACAGAACCUUCGACUGGGUCGGGUUCAGGUCUCAGGACUCUAACCCUGAGACUAAAGCGUGUCAGGACACUCAGAGUAAACCGGGUCAGGAACCGGACGCUCAGAGGACAGAAGCUGAGAGCUCUGAGGAGAGGAGGAGGAGUAGGGAGGAGAGGAGAAGGAGAUACGAGAGCGUUCUGGGCUUCACUUUGAGUCCAGAGUCCCAGCAGAGGACGGAGGAGGAGGAGGUAGAGGAGUGCUGGAGAAAGGUGGAGACGAGUUUCUUCAGAUCAGAGAACAGUGUUCCUGUUUUCUCAGAAAGCAGGGACUCUGAGGAGCAGCUGGAACAGUUCAGGACCAUGGUGGAGGAUCUAAAGGCUCAGCUGGAGGAGUCAGAGCGUCUCAGACUGAAGCUGGAGGAUGAACUUAGAGCAGGAACCAAUCGUCAGCUGGAACCUCCUCUGAGUUCAGACGCAGAAACACUGAGAGAAAGCAGCGAGAGAUCGCAGCAGCAGAACGUCAUCGGACAGGAACAUCCUCCUUUGACACCCAGGAUCCUGCUGCAUGACUCCGAGGGAAACCUGAGGGAGCUUCUUCAUACAGACCCCACACCUUCCACAUCAUCUGCACCAUCAUCCUCGCCUUCAUCACCCAGCGAAGGUCACACUGCAGAGACUCUUUUAGACGUAAAAACAACAAGCCUGCAGACUGAUCCACACGGAUUCUGUGAGCAGCUUCAAAACAAACAGUAUGGAUCAUCAAUACCUGAUCAACCUGCAGGGACUGAUGACACCUCUCUGUACGCUUGUGUGGAGCAUCACAUUCCUGCAGACCCGGAGGUGCUGAGAAGGCUCACACAGGAGGUACAGCAACUGCUCAGCCAGAAGGAGACACUGAACCAGAGGAACCAGGAACUGCUGAACCAGGUGACAGAGGCAGACUGCGAGAUCGAACGUCUGAGGGCGGAGCUCAGCAGGAAGCUCACUCAAUCCCGACACCUCCCUGAUGAAGAGCCUCAUAUCCUCCCUGCUGAUGAACCACACCACCUCCCUGAUGAAGAGCCUCAUAUCCUCCCUGCUGAUGAACCACACCACCUUCCUGAUGAAGAGCCUCGUCUCCUCCCUGCUGAUGAACCACACCACCUUCCUGAUGAAGAGCCUCGUCUCCUCCCUGCUGAUGAACCGCACCACCUUCCUGAUGAAGAGCCUCGUCUCCUCCCUGCUGAUGAACCACACCACCUUCCAGAUAAAGAGCCUCGUCUCCUCCCUGCUGAUGAACCGCACCACCUCCGUGACGAAGAGUCACACCACCUCCCAGAUGAAGAGCCUCGUCUCCUCCCUGCUGAUGAACGGCACAACCUCCAUGAUGAAGAGUCACAGCACCUCCCUGAUGAAGAGCCACAACUCAUCCCUUCUGAUGAACAACACCACCUCCUUGAUGAAGAGGAGCAUCAGGGAGGAUCAUGGGUGGUGGAUCUUCAGUUGGAGCUAGGCCUGAAGAGCCAGGAGCUCCUGGAGGCUCAGAGUCUGAUCUCGUCACUGGAGGAGAGUCUGAGGGAGACUAGGGAGCUGCUGCAGCUGAACCAGGCUGCAGAGAAAGGGGAGGAUCUUAAGGAGGGUGGCAAGGAAGAGGAGAGACACUACCUUCAGUGUUUGGAUGAAUCUGAGCUGACAGAGUUUAAAAUGCAACUCAACCAAACAGAGCAGACCUGUGAGGAGGCUGAUGAACUUUACCAUCUAUCAGUUGCAGGGGCGGAGCUCGAUAUCAGGGGGCAGAGUCACACAGAUGAAGAGAGCAGCAGGGUUUUAGGUCCUGAUGAAAAAAAGAUCCAGAGAGUGAUGUCGGGUAUGAUGAUGAGGAUGAUGGCCUUGGAUCGAUUCCUGGAGGUGAUAGAUGAGGUGGAUGUUAGCUGUAGUGAGGAAGGGGAGGAGCUAACGAUGAAAAGUCAGCUGAAGAUGGAGGAGGCGUUCUGGAGUUCAGUGAUCAAAAAACUGGAAUCAGAUCAUUCUGAUCUCCAGGAACAGAAACCGGAAGGGAAGCUUUUCAGAGAGGUGACGGAGCAGUUGAUGGUGGAGAAACAGAUGCUGCUUUUAGGGCUCGGUCUAAUACAUGAAACAGGUGCAUGCUCAAAGGAAGACAGAGACGCUUUCACACGCCUGGAUUUAAUCUGGAGGAAAAAUGAAAGCAGGAGAUCUGAGAAAAAACAUUUAAGAGACGUCACACGGAUGAAAAUUACUUUGCUUAACCUUAUUGCCGCCUCCAUCAGCUCCUCUCUCAGCUCCUCCGUCAGCUCCUCCACACUGGACGGACUCCGGCUGGUAGCAAACAGACACUCCAACUCUUACCUGUCUGAUUCGUUCUGGUUCGGUCUGAUUCUCUCUGCAGCCUCCGAAGCUCUGUCCUGCUGCUUUUUAAACCUUCAGUGUAAAUUUGAGGGAAAACUCAAAGAAACCAAAAACACUCUUCUGACUUCUUCUUUUCUCUGCACAAGCUGUGUCGAGCUGAUGAAAGAAAACCACGAGUUAAGAGCCCAACUGUCCAACAGAGAAGAAGAGUCAUCAUCACUGAGAGAACUGUUGGACUCGGGUUGUCAGACAGCUGAGACCCCAACACAGGACUCCGAAAGUGAAUUACAGGCUCAAUAUGACAGUGUGUCAGAGGAAAAUGUCCAUCAGACAGCAGAGGAGGAGGGGUUUGAUUUAGUAUCUCCUUCAUGUGGUAAAGAUGGGGAAAGAGUGGUGCAGGAAACAGAAAGAGAAAAAUCCACACAAACAGACCCGAGCUCAGAGACAGACGAGGUUUUACUGCUGAGAGAACGAGUGAAGGAGCUUGAGGAGCAGCUGUCCAUCAUGCAGGAAAUGAGACAGAGGUUUGAUGGGAAACUGAAUUCUGUUCAGAUGCAACAUGAGAGAGAGAUGGAGAGACUGAAGGCUAACUUUAAGCUGGGUUUCGCCUCCAUGGAGGAGUCUCACCUGAAGGAGGUAGAGGAGCUGCAGCGUCAACACCAACAGGAAGUGGAGCGCCUCCUGAUGGAGAGAGACAUUCUGCUAGAGGAGGAGAGCGCUGCAACAGCAACCGCUAUCGAGGCAAUAAAGAAUGCGCACCGUGUGGAGCUGCAGAGGGAGGAGCAGAAGAGACGUCAGUGUGAGAGCAGCUCAGGUAACACUCACCUGGAGGACAUUUACAGACGACACAGGGAGGAGCUGGCCUCCUCUCACAGGGAGCUUCAGGUUCUCUCUCAGCAGUUCUCUCUUAGGUGUUUGGAGGUUGGUCAUCUUGUUCAGGCUCUGGAUGCAGAGAGGAAGGCUCUGAGCGUGUGUCAGCAGGAGAACCAGCACCUGAGGACAAGGAACCAGGAGCUCAGCGCUCACCUGGCUGCAGAGAUCAACAGACUGUGUUCUCAGGUGAAGCAGGACAACCUGCCGGUCAGUCAGAGGAUGGAAGAGUACGAGAUGGAGAUUACGCUGAUAGUGAAGGAGUCUGAAGUUCAGAGUCUAAAGCAAGAGACGACGUCUCUGAAGGACGAACUGCAGGCAGCUCAGAGGGACAAGAGGAACGCCACCAAGAAAUACAAAGAAAUGUUCACCCAGCUUAGCGUCCUGAGGGCCAAAACGGAUCGAGAGACGAAUGAACUGCGGGAAAACCUGAGGCUUGCACACCGUGCUCUGGACCAGACUACAUCCUGAAAACAAUACUUCACUAGUGCUAACUAGAGAACCUUUUUAUCUUGGCCCACAAUCUAUUUAAUAACUUUAUUUAAACAUGUUACAAUGUUAUGUAUUUUUUUUCAAUAAAUCCAUGAAAUGUCAUAAAACAACUUCACACUCCUUUUUUCACCUCAGCAUUUUUUAAGAAAAUAAAGAUGUUAAUAAUGUCUGUCUGUUAUUUCCUACGGAAGCCUUAGACAGACAUACAUCAAUUAAUUUUAUUUAACUCAGUUUUCCUGGGAUAAUUAGUAAUUUUCACAUGUUUUCUUGAGAUUUCGAUUCAUUUUUCUCAUUAGCUCAUCGGGAUAACAACACUGGUUUUCCCUUGAUAAAGAAAAGUGUUAUCAUGAAAAUACAAGACAAAAUGUCAAGAUAUUCAGAAAAAGAAUUAAGUAAAAGUUCAGUAUAGGGUUAAGUAACAGUUUUGAUGCAUGUCCCUUUAGAUCUUCCGCAAUAUUCUGCCUUUCUGUUAUUGUGAACCUUUUUGACAUCUAAAAUUACCUGAAAACUGCUGUGAAUAUGCAAUUAAUUUAAUUCUAUUUAUAGAAGUUU
This is a messenger RNA of Labrus mixtus (cuckoo wrasse), 5785 nucleotides long. Its product is annotated as myosin phosphatase Rho-interacting protein-like. The record is from RefSeq and is a predicted model, not a curated record. The coding region runs from base 155 to 5212 and encodes 1685 amino acids. Gene Ontology annotation, cellular component: actin cytoskeleton. Gene Ontology annotation, biological process: actin filament organization. The transcript is spliced from 22 exons. Lineage: Eukaryota; Metazoa; Chordata; Actinopteri; Labriformes; Labridae. Gene Ontology annotation, molecular function: actin filament binding.